This is a messenger RNA of Protobothrops mucrosquamatus (brown spotted pit viper), 1377 nucleotides long. It is a transcript of the gene DDI2, whose product is annotated as DNA damage inducible 1 homolog 2. Bases 1 to 1377 code for a protein of 458 amino acids. Gene Ontology annotation, molecular function: protein binding; aspartic-type endopeptidase activity. Lineage: Eukaryota; Metazoa; Chordata; Lepidosauria; Squamata; Viperidae. The transcript is spliced from 10 exons. The record is from RefSeq and is a predicted model, not a curated record. Gene Ontology annotation, biological process: proteolysis.
AUGCUGCUGACGGUGUUCUGCCUGCGGCGGGACCGCUCCGAGCUGACCUUCUCGCUGCAGGUGGACGCGGACUUCGAGCUGCAGAACUUCCGCGCCCUCUGCGCCCUCGAGUCCGGCGUCCCCGCCUCCGAGAGCCAGAUCAUCUUCGGCGAGCAGCCACUCACCGACAACCACCGGUCGUUGGCGUCGUACGGCCUGAAGGAUGGCGACGUGGUGAUCCUGCAGCAAGUGGAGAAUGGGCAGGCACAGUCCCCGGCCCCCUUUCCUGGUCUGCCCAGGAUAGACUUCAGCAGCAUCGCCGUGCCGGGGACGUCCGCCCAGUUGUCCCAGUCUCUACAGCUGCCACCCCCAGCCCCCGCCCCACCUGAUUCCUCGGGGGCCCCAGCCCCUCCCGAGCCGCCCUCCAUACCGCAGGGCCUCGACAACCCGGCCCUUUUGCGAGCAAUGCUGUUGGCCAACCCCCACGAGCUCUCCUUGCUGAAGGAACGCAACCCCCCUCUGGCCGAGGCGCUACUGAGCGGGGACCUGGAGAAAUUCACUCAGGUUCUGGUGGAGCAGCAGCAGGACCGAGCGCGCCGGGAGCAGGAGAGGAUCCGUCUCUUCUCCGCUGACCCAUUUGACCUGGAAGCCCAGGCCAAGAUCGAGGAGGAAAUUAGGCAGCAGAACAUUGAGGAGAACAUGACCAUCGCGAUGGAAGAGGCCCCCGAGAGCUUUGGCCAGGUGGUGAUGCUGUACAUCAACUGCAAGGUCAACGGCCACCCUGUGAAGGCCUUCGUGGACUCGGGUGCUCAGAUGACCAUCAUGAGCCAGGUGCAGAUCGAGGGGGAUUUCCUCCCGUGCUCCUUCUCCAUCCUGGAGGAGCAGCCCAUGGACAUGCUGCUGGGCCUGGACAUGCUGAAGAGGCACCAGUGCUCCAUCGACCUCAAGAACAACAUGCUGGUGAUCGGCACCACCGGCUCUCAGACCUCUUUCCUGCCUGAAGGAGAGCUUCCCGAAUGUGCCAAGCUGGCUUACGGGCCGGGCCGGGAGGACAUGCGGCCCGACGAGCUGGCCGAUCAGGAGCUGGCCGAAGCCCUUCAGAAGUCUGCCGACGAAGCAGUGCUGGGCGUUACUUCGGCUAAUGCAUGUGGGCGUGCCGGAGGGCGCCUGCUGGGCUUGGCUCGGGCUAACCGGAGGACCCCCCCUCUCCCCCUGAGCAUGGCAGAGCACUUUUCUUCUGGCGUCUUGCAGCUCUCCGCCACACCUGUCACGGCUCUGCGGCUCCCCGGAAGUCGGGAAAGACUAGCGAUACAGAAACUACCUCACGACGUGAAGCUCCUUCACAACCAACGUCGGACAGCUUUCAACCUCCGGUUUCUCUUCCAGAACGUGGUCUGA